AUGGAUUCCUACGAUGGUUAUGGGUCCCCCGGAAGGAACCGCGAGUCAGAUUCUUUUAUGGGACGAGCUAUGGGGGAAUCAUACAGACGUCGGUCACCCGCCUCCCAAGAUCGACGACGUGCACGCCCACGGUCCCGUUCGCCUGUGAUUGACCGUUACGAGCCUUCGGAGCGUCGUUCUCACCGCGAGGACUUUUACAACAAUUCUCGGGAGCAUGCUGCCCGAGAGCGCGAGGACCGCCGACGCGCCCCGUCGCCAACAGUGGCAAACAUCGACCGAUAUGUACCUGGGCAAGACGGCAGUGGUGGUGGCAAGCGCCCCAUUCCGACCAACCCUAUGCCCAACCCUCUUACCCUCGAUUUCCAAGUCGGCUUCAAUUGGUUCGCCGAGUGGUGGAGAUUGGAGGAAUCCAUAAACGAGGAGAAAGAGCGCGCGAGGAACGGCGGUCGUCGUGUCAAGGGCGAACGCGAGGCGCGCGAAGAUCGUGAAAAGGAACGCGCACAGAUCCAGGCAGCUUAUGAUACGUACAAGGUUGAUCUGCAAAUUCGCCUGGCUAGGCUGUUCGUCCAGCAGCACCGGAACGAGGAAUGGUUCAAAGAACGCUAUGUUCCUGAAGUCAGAGAUCCUCUUCGCACCCGUCUCAUGGCGGUUCGACAAGGUGCAUACGAACAGUGGGAGCGUGAUAUUGAAAACAACCUUUUCAAGGAUUUUACACUUGAAGGCAUUUACAAGAGCGAUAGCGACGGUGCCGGUGGCAUGGUUGAAAAGGAGGAAGGCGAGACUACCGCUACAACCGAGACCAUGGGAGUGCUUGACCUUCUUCCAGUCCGUGGUGGAGACCUUCGUGACGAAGCUCUUACACAGCCUGCACUCCUUAUAAAAACCCUUGCACCAAACGUCAGUCGCAGCAAGAUCGAGGAGUUCUGCAAGGAGCAUCUUGGCGAGGAAGAUGGAGGUUUCAAGGGGCUUAGCCUUAGUGACCCGAACCCUUCUAAGAAGUUCCAUCGCAUGGGAUGGAUCAUGUUGCAUCCUUCCACCAACACCAGUACAGUGGAGCGGGGGGAUGGUCGCGAUGAAGAAUUCGAAAAUUUGGACCAAGAUGGAAGUGCCAACGGUGCUGUCACAACUAACCCGGCCGAGAAAGCUCUCGAGGCUGUUAAUGACAAGACCAUCCAUGAUUCCGUUCACGGCGACUUUGUUUGCCACGUGGGAGUCCAUGUACCCCCUGCUCAGCCGCGCAAGAAGGCUCUCUGGGAUCUCUUCUCCGCACCUGAGCGAAUUGAUCGUGAUCUCGAGCUGGCCAAACGUUUGACUUCCAAGUUGGACUCCGAGAUGCACAUCAUCGUGGAUGGUUUUACCAAGAUCGAAGAGUAUGUUGACGACCUGCGCGGUAAAGGAGAGCUCCAAUCUCCUGCUAUGGGACCAGUCAGUGCGAAGAAGCAAAGAAACGGAUAUAGCGACGAAGGGGACGAAGGGGAGAUUGAGGAAGGCGAGGAGAAGGAAACUCCAGAAGAGGAAGAUGUGGAUGAUGAGGAACUUGCAGUUAAGAAGAAGAAGUUGGACCUGGUUGUUGAAUACCUGCGCCGGGUCUACAACUUCUGCUUCUUCUGUGUGUUCGAAAGUGACUCGGUCCAUGAGCUUGGCCGCAAGUGCCCUGGCGGACACCUUCGCCGUCCACGUAGCGGACUUUCCAGCCAGGCCAAGGAAGUGGCCCGAGCCAGCGCUCUUGGCCAGCCGUUCCCGGCCAAGAAGAAGGAACCUAGUGAGGAAGGGGAGGAUCUUUCCUCGCCUGUCCAGGAAAAGCGCGGACAGCGCCAUGGUUCCAAGUCUGAGCAGCAACUGCAGCGUGCCUUUAACUGGGUGAAGACCUUUGAAGACAAGUUGCUGCAGAUCCUGGAGCCAGAGAACGUCGAUCUCAGCAAGCUCGGCGGCAAGCCCGUUGACCAGGCGGUUGAAGAUGAACUUCUGAAGUACAUGAAGCAGGAGGACGACUCCAAGUACCGAUGCAAAGCGCCUGAAUGUACCAAGCUUUUCAAAGCCGAAUCCUUCUGGCGUAAGCACGUCGAAAAGCGCCAUGGAGAAUGGUUUGAGGGAAUCAAGAACGAUCUCGCAUUAGUGAAUGCAUAUGUCUUGGACCCAGCACGCAUUGCCCCAUCCCGCUCCGAUGCCAACAGCAACGGUCACUUCCCCCUGGGCUCUGGACAAGGCCACACCGGCACUCCUCGUGGAUUCAGCCUUGCCGGCCUACCCUACGCCCACAAUGGAAGCAUGCCUUCCUUCCCCCUAAAUGGAAUUCCCGGCAUGAUGGGUGCACACGCAGGCGGCUGGAAUGGAAACACGAUGGGACACGAUGGCGGUCUGCACCAGCCCGGACCCAUGCGCCGCGGCCAGAACCGCAACAACCGACCCAGUCCAUACGAUCGUCGCCGAUUCAACGGCAACGGCCGACUGAGCCCUCCCCGCGGCAUGCCUGGCAUGUAUGGUGGCCGUCUCCCGCCUUCUGGUGUCAGCAUUCCAGCUGGUCACCCCGCAGCCGGCAUGGCCGCCACUAACCCCUUCCCAGAUUCUUCCAGCGGAGGUCCCAUGGCGCCGCGCGAAGCCGUCCAGGGUCGCAGUCUGAAGAGCUACGAGGAUCUGGAUGCAGUCGACGCAUCUGGCAGUGGCGAACUGCAGUACUAG
Messenger RNA from Penicillium digitatum Pd1, 2679 nucleotides. Its product is annotated as putative arsenite resistance protein Ars2. The record is from RefSeq and is a predicted model, not a curated record. NCBI's taxonomy places the organism in Eukaryota, Fungi, Ascomycota, Eurotiomycetes, Eurotiales, Aspergillaceae. Gene Ontology annotation, biological process: mRNA processing; primary miRNA processing. Gene Ontology annotation, cellular component: nuclear body.